Striga hermonthica is the source of this 2905-nucleotide messenger RNA. The record is from the annotation of a GenBank genome assembly. Lineage: Eukaryota; Viridiplantae; Streptophyta; Magnoliopsida; Lamiales; Orobanchaceae.
AUGGAACAUGAGGAGGCUUCACAGAGCGUUAGGGUUGCGGUCAAUAUCAGACCACUCGUGACCUCUGAGCUUCUUGUUGGCUCUACCGAUUGCAUUACUGUCUAUCCAGCGGAGAAACAGCAGGUCCAAAUUGGGCCUCAUGCAUUUACAUUUGACAACAUAUUUGGUGGCAACGCCUCGCCAUGUUCCUCAAUUUUUGAGGAAUGUGUUUCUCCACUUGUUGAUGCCCUAUUCCAUGGAUAUAAUGCCACAGUACUCGCUUACGGUCAGACGGGGUCCGGAAAGACAUACACAAUGGGUACGAAUUACAACGGCGAAGACCAUAGCAGCGGUGUUAUUCCCAAGGUGAUGGAUAAAAUUUUCUCGACAGUGGAGACAAUGAAAGAGUCCACAGAAUUUCUCAUUAGAGUGUCCUUUAUUGAGAUUUUCAAAGAAGAGGUGUUGGACUUACUCGACCCAAAGAGUACUACUAUACAGAUUAGAGGAAGUGUGAGUGGAGGGAUUACACUUGAGGGUGUUACAGAGGCAGAGGUGACGACAAAGGAAGAGAUGGCUUCACGCUUGCUGAAAGGUUCAUCACGUCGUGCCACAGGGAGCACAAACAUGAAUACUCAAUCGAGCCGUUCACAUGCCAUUUUUACUAUCUCAAUGGAGCAAAAACGAACACCUCAAACUUCAGCUGGUGAUGAUGCUGAUGAUCUUUUGGUUGCGAAGCUUCACUUGGUAGAUCUUGCCGGCUCUGAGCGUGCAAAACGAACUGGUGCAGAUGGGACACGCUUGCAAGAAGGUAUUCAUAUCAACAAGGGUUUGCUGGCUCUUGGUAAUGUUAUUAGUGCCUUAGGGGAUGAGAAAAAACGAAAGGAGGGUGGUCAUGUUCCUUACCGUGACAGCAAGUUAACACGGAUACUGCAGGCAACAUGUAUCAGCCCCGCUGACACCAAUGCUGAGGAAACAAUUAAUACCUUGAAGUAUGCAAACCGUGCACGGAACAUUCAGAAUAAAGCAAUUAUCAACCGUGAUCCUGCGGCGGCACAAUUGCAAAGGAUGCGGAGUCAGAUUGAACAAUUGCAAGUAGAGUUGCUUUACUUUCGCGGGGACUCUAGUGCACCAGCUGAAGAAAUCCAAAAUCUCAAGCACAAAAUAUCUUUACUUGAAGAAAGUAAAAUGGAAUUACAGGUGGAAAGGGAUAGACUGAUUAUGCAAAUCGAAUCAAUUCAAAACGGAAAACCCAUGAAUGAGAUUGACAUCAAGUCUAAUAAGGAUUUUGAUAUGGUGAAGAGUUAUAUCAUGAAGAUUCAGGAUCUAGAGUCUGAAUUGAUAAAGGUGCAGUGUCUAAAUCAAUCAAGACGUGAGGAUUUUGCUGAUUACCUUGAUUCAGAAGAUGAUGGGAAUCACUCAGGAAAUUCGUGUAUCAUAGAUGCUGAUAUGAGAACAGAAAAAGAUGGGAUGGCCGAAGUUGUGGUAAAGGAACUUGAACAUUUUUCUCUUCAAGAAAAAUUGGACAGGGAAUUAAAAGAAUUAGACAAAAGACUUGAGCAAAAGGAGGCUGAAAUGAAGCAGUUCGUGGUUUCUGAUACAUCAAUUCUCAAGCAGCACUAUGAGAAGAAAGUUCAAGAUUUAGAACUAGUAAAGGGUGCUUUACAGAAAGAAAUUGAAGAACUUAGGCGUAAUCUUGCCAACAUUUCAUCUAAUUCUGAUGAUAGUGCUCAUAAGUUGAAAGAGGAAUAUCUUCAAAAGCUCAAUGUCCUCGAGAAACAGGUCGCUGAGCUGAAAAAGAAGCAGGAUGCUCAAGCUCAACUAUUGAGACAAAAACAAAAAAGUGAUGAAGCUGCUAGAAGACUGCAGGAUGAGAUCCAUAGGAUAAAAACACACAAGCUUCAAUUACAACAAAAGAUAAAGCAAGAAUCUGAGCAAUUCAGGCAGUGGAAGGCAUCUCGAGAAAAAGAAGUGCUUCAGCUAAAAAAGGAAGGACGAAGAAACGAGUAUGAGAUGCAUAAGCUGCUGGCUCUAAACCAGAGGCAAAAGCUGGUCCUUCAGCGAAAAACUGAAGAAGCUGCUAUGGCUACGAAACGUCUUGAAGAGUUGCUAGAUUCUCGUAAAGCUUCCCGAGAGACACCUGGUAACAAUGAGACAGAAUUUUUCUCUCUUAAGAAUGCACUUGUGCAAGCUAUUGAGCAUGAGCUGGAGGUUACUGUAGGAGUCCAUGAAGUGCGGUCAGAAUAUGAGCGACAAAUGAAAGAGAGGUCUAAAAUGGCUGAGGAGAUUGCGAGACUCAAGGAAGAAGCACUUUUAGAAAAGCAGCACAAACUAAGUGAAACCCCCCAGUCAAUGUCCCCUGGUGCUAGAAACUCUAGGAUCCAUGCCCUUGAAAACAUGCUUUCUACUUCUUCAAGUGCCCUUGUUUCCGUGGCAUCUCAAUUGUCAGAAGCCGAGGAGCGUGAGAGGGCGUUUAGUGGCAGAGGACGGUGGAAGAAUAUCCGUUCACUUCCAGAAGCAAAAAAUAUAAUGAAUUUCCUUUUCGAUGUUGCAUCCUCAUCCAGAUGUCAGCUAAAAGAUAGAGAAUUUGAUUGUAGAGAAAAAGAUUUGGAAAUUAGAGACUUAAAGGAAAAUUUGGUGAAGUUGGCUCUAGAGAGACCUUCCAAUGCAACAAAGGUGGGCUCUGGUUAUGUCUUACGACCUAAGGGAUCUCGUAACUCCUCAAGCAGUAGUGGAGAUUAUGAGUCCGAGCUACUGGAGGACAUGGACACAUCAUAUGAGUCGGAGGAAGAUGUCGAGUGGGGACACACGGCAAAGAGAAAAGGUCGUCAAGCUAGAAGGAAGGGGAAACUGGUCGAGUCAAUUUGUUGCACGUGCAGUAGAAAUUCCUUCUGCAAGACGUUAAACUGUGAGUGUCGGGCCGUAAUGG